UCUACACUCUCUACUCCAACCGUACAAGAAAAUGUGUUACAGUUCUUGCAAACUUGGUCUGUUACCGUGACGAGUACUUGGCUCUAGCCAACAGCACAUUUACGAACUGGACCAUCACAUCCCUGUCUCCAGACCGAUGCAGUAGUCCGCCAAUCGAGUCGGAAACAAUCAAUGACAUCGAUUCCAGCAUAACCGCACCGUUCAUGGCCUGGGAUACCUUCUUAUGUUCCCCUAACACCUGUAAUAUUGCCAAUGCCCGUCACAAUGCCAGCCAAUUUCAUUCCAAGAUUAGUGGACAUUUCCAAGGCGCUCGCAUCGCCCGGUAAUGUUAAUAUCAUUGGGGUCGUGGUCGAUGUGAUGCCGGGCGUCUGGAAGUCCAGGGGCUCGUCUACCUGUGUCACCUUUACGGUCAAGGACUCGAACCUGGAGAAUGGCCAUACAUGGGACGGGCUAAAGGUCAAAUACUUCAGGGACAAUGAGAAUAGUCUGCCACCCGUUCAAGUGCAUGAUGUGAUACUCCUGCGCAACUUAUGGGUGCGGUCGUUACAAGGUGGGACUGUAGGAGUGGCCGCGCAGGACAAGGACAUCCCAUGGGCCAUUUUCCGUCCAGACCCAGAUCCAGUUGCCAGGUCUUCGCCCAUCUGUGGACCACAACCCUUUGAGCCUGACAACGUCGAGAGAAGGAAGGCCCUAUACUUGCUGGACAAGAUUACCAGCAUCCAUGACUUUCGCAAGGCUGCAGUGGCAUCCCGCCCUCCGCCUCCCUACGUGGUUCAAACCUCUGCUCCAAACUCCAGGUCAUACAACCGCAAGAAGUUCUCGCUCAUCAAAGACAUUCAAGAGCAGACCUUUGUUGACUUGGUCGGGGAAGUGAUCAAAAUGUACCCUAAUGACAGUGAAAAGGUCUUGCUCUACCUCACGGAUUAUACAGCCAACAAGGAUCUGCACGAUUACUCACCUGAUCAAGGGGAGGGAAACGAUGGCUGUGAAGGGGACACCUUCGGCUACCAGAGGCGAUUCCGGAGAAAAUGGACAGGGCCGGCUGGGCAGUUGUCGCUUCCGGUCACGUUAUGGGAGCCACACGCAAGCUACGCCCGCCAGUUCGUCAAAGAGAACGAUGUCAUUCUGGUUUACAACGUGCACAUCAGAAAGAGUCGAAUCAACGGAGGGUUGGAAGCAGUUGUUCAUACCAAUAAGACCCACCCCCUUUCGGCGAACGUGCUAGUCGUACAAGCUCACAAGGAUGUUCGGGCCCAGCAGCUGAUCGAACGGAAAACAGAAUACUGGGAAUCGAAUUCUCGAAAACGAAAGCCAUCUGACGAAGACAAGUCAAAGGCUCCCAAGAAAUCCAAAGUAAAAGCACGGAAGAAAGAAAAGCCCGAGGAAAGCCAAAAGCCUCUGUCACCCCCUGUCACCAACCGCAGUCGCUAUGAAGCAAACCCAACCGUGCGCGCAGGCAACCCAUCAGUACCUAUUCGAAGUCUCGAAGCCAUUGUCGCCUCUGAAGAACAUACCAACUUGUCACCAGACAAUAUCGAAUACCGCUUCCCGUUUCAGAACUUUUGUUACCGGUCGAAAGUUCGCGUGGUCGAUUAUUUUCCUCCUAGACUGGAAGACUUUUCGGUCCCAGUAGGUCCAGCUCCAGCGAACGAAGAGAGUGACAGAGAAGAAGAUAGCAGCUUCACGACAUGGGAAUGGCGCUUCUGCCUCCUAGUCGAAAGCGUGCCUCCACCCCCACCCGGACAGCCAAAGCAACAAGUCAGAUUGUUUGUAUCUGGUCCUGACGCUGUGUAUCUCCAUGGCCUCGAUGCAGUUGACUUAAGAAAGAACUCGGCCGAUCUUUCGGACCUGCGAGAAAAGCUGUUCCAUCUUUGGGGAAAUCUAGAAGAGCUCAAACAAGCAGCCACGAAGGAAGGAAAUGGAACACCUCCUAACCUGGGUGCGUUAUCUCAGCAACCGUUUAAUUGCUGCAUCAAGGAAUACGGUGUCACGUGCAGGCAUCGCGUCCACACGCUCGACAGUGAUGAUGACACCGAGUGUACCCAUGAGGAUUGUUUUGGGUGGGAGAAGCGAUUUGCGAUGUUCAUGACCACGAUCGAAGCUUGAAGGGUCUUAAUCGGUGUGUUUUUAUAUAUUGGCAUUGAUAGUACCGUUUAGUGUAAUAUCUUGGAGGCCAUUUUGAGCUACACUCGG
Aspergillus homomorphus CBS 101889 is the source of this 2193-nucleotide messenger RNA. RefSeq names its product telomere-binding alpha subunit central domain protein. The record is from RefSeq and is a predicted model, not a curated record. NCBI's taxonomy places the organism in Eukaryota, Fungi, Ascomycota, Eurotiomycetes, Eurotiales, Aspergillaceae. Gene Ontology annotation, biological process: regulation of telomere maintenance via telomerase; telomere capping. The coding region runs from base 265 to 2106 and encodes 613 amino acids. Gene Ontology annotation, molecular function: G-rich strand telomeric DNA binding; telomerase inhibitor activity. Gene Ontology annotation, cellular component: nuclear telomere cap complex; chromosome, telomeric region. The transcript is spliced from 4 exons.